Panthera uncia (snow leopard) is the source of this 906-nucleotide messenger RNA. RefSeq names its product small integral membrane protein 15-like. Lineage: Eukaryota; Metazoa; Chordata; Mammalia; Carnivora; Felidae. The transcript has a single exon. The coding region runs from base 265 to 489 and encodes 74 amino acids. The record is from RefSeq and is a predicted model, not a curated record.
AAGUUAAGGAACAUAUAUACACUCACAUUAAUCACACCUCAAAUCCAUGCCCGUAUUUGUCCUGCUGUAAAGCCAAGAGCUAUACAGAAAUUUAUGAACCGGGCUUCCGACCUGGAGUAUAUAGAAUUUAAAUCUUCUCUCACAAGUAUAUGGUAGAGCUAAAGAAGAAGAAGACAAGCAAGGGUCAUCUGAAAUUGUGAUUGGCUCACUAAUAAUCGCAGGACAAAGUUGGAAAUAACUACUCAAACAUAAGACGCUACCAAGAUGUUUGAUAUAAAGGCUUGGGCUGAGUAUGUUGUGGAAUGGGCUGCAAAGGACCCAUAUGGCUUCCUUACAACGGUUAUUUUGGCCCUUACUCCAUUGUUUCUAGCAAGUGCUAUACUGUCCUGGAAAUUGGCCAAGAUGAUUGAAGCCAGGGAAAAGGAACAAAAGAAGAAACAAAAACGUCAAGAACAUAUUGCAAAAGCUAAACGACUAAAGAAGGAUUGAAGGAAUGAACAGGCUCUAUAACCAGAGAAAAAUCACUUGGAAAAUUAAGCAGCUCUGGAAGGACCCACUGAGGUUUCUUUUCUGAUUUUUAUGACAGUAAUUUGUAGUCAAUGAAGUCUGAGCACAUGGAAGGAUCAUGUUAGCUGUGACCUCUACUACUGCAACUUUUAGGCUUUGGUGUAGAAGUCUGUUGACAGUUAUUGUAAAUUGGCAUUUAUUCUAUAAAUUCUUUAUAACUGACUUAGUCAUUUGCCAUUUUGCAGCUUAUGUACUGAAACAAAAACAUCCUGUGGAGAGAAAUGACUAUACAUUAUGAAUUCUUUUCAAAUAAUGGCUUAGAAUGGGGCCCUUUCUGGAUGAAAGGAGUUAAGAAUGUAAAAAUCAAAACUGUCCUGAGGUGAAAAGUGUGCUUUGGCU